AUGCCUCACGACGUCCUCGAGAUGGACGGCUACGAGUCCCUCGAGUCCAUCGGCUCAGGAUCGUUUGGACUGAUUCGCAAAGUCAGAAGAAGGGCCGACGGCAAGAUCUUGGCAAGGAAGGAAAUCGACUAUCGUAAAAUGACGACCAAGGAAAAGGAACAACUGGUAGCUGAAGUCAACAUCCUCAAGGAUCUCAAACACCCCAACAUUGUCCAGUUUCUGGAACGAGUCAUCGACCGGGAACAUUGCUUCAUCUACAUCCUCAUGGAGUACUGCGAGGGCGGCGAUCUUGCCGCGGUUAUCAAGCGCCACAGAGAGAGUUCGACGCCUAUACCCGAAGAGUUUGUCUGGAAUAUUAUGGUCCAGCUGAUUAUGGCCUUGCAUGAGUGCCACCAUGGAACAACGACAAACGAGGAGACUCACCAGGUCACCCCGCGACCUAUCCUUCACAGAGACUUGAAACCGGAUAAUGUGUUUCUGGAUGGCAAGCACAAUGUUAAACUAGGCGACUUUGGACUCUCACGAUCUCUCACUAACCCACAGAAGGCCUUUGCGCAAACCUACGUCGGGACCCCAUUCUACAUGUCGCCAGAACUGAUCGGCGAGUUCACAUAUGAUGCCAAGUCUGACAUUUGGUCCCUGGGCUGUGUCAUAUACGAGUUGUGCGCUCUGCAGCCACCCUUCUUGGCUGAUACUCAGGCACAACUUUCCGCAAGGAUCAAAGAAGGCAGGGUUCAAUCACUACCAGGAAACUACACACAGGAACUGAACCAGAUCGUGAAGUGGAUGCUUCAAGUCAACUCACGGAAGCGACCUACAACAAAGGAGCUGCUCAACGACUCUCAGAUCAAAAAAGUCCAGAGAGGUUUGGAACUGACGCGCAGGACUGAGGAUUUGCAAGUGAGGGCACAAUUGCAAGCAACGAGAGAGGCUGACAUUGCUGAGAAGGAAGCACAGUUAUCGCGGGUGGAACGGGAUAUGCGGGCUAAGGAUCAGACUCAACGAGAGCGAGAGACGGCUCAAAACGCGAGGGAAGAGACAUUACGGAACGCAGAGGAGGUAUUACGAAGCAGGGAAGCGUACCUUUUUAGCUGGGAGCAGAAAUUAAUCAAGGAGCAGCAGCUUCUGGAGGAGAAAUACCGAACACUACAGGAGCAGGAGAAGGCACUUGUUCUUGCUUCACGGAAAAGUCUCUCGAGUGGCUCGUUUUCGACCGAGGCGAUGAUGAUUGACAGCAAGAGCACCUUCGACCUACACUCCGCCGCGACGACUUCUUCCAACUCGACUGCUAUGGACACCAACGGCACGAACGGCAUUGUGAACAAGUAUACACGGUCGACAGGGCACACAUCCAAGCCCACAUUAUUCGCUACGAACCACAAGACUACCGUACCCACAUCCAAUUCGUAUCCGGCUUCCGCGCUUUCGGCAUCAGUAAACUCAGCCCCCAAAGGAACAAUGGAGAACACAACGCUGGCAGGCGAGGUGGGUGGUACGACACGAGCAGCGCCACGACGCAAAACGGGACUCAACGUCGGUCGCCAUUCUCUACAAACCACGAACGCCUCUCGCACAAGGACCUCGAGUGGACUCAAUGGUACUGGGACGACAUCACACACAGGCAGCGUCGACACACAGGAAAAGGGCGGUUUGUUCUCUGGUGGACAGACUUCAAACAACCCGGUCAUCACGCAACCAAGACCCAGCUCCGUCUUUGCGUCCUUGUCUUCUAUUGACAACACGUCGAAUCCAUCGAAGCAGUAUCAGGGUCAAUCAUAUACCUUCCACCACGGCGUUGCAGGCAAGGAGUCGAGGCUUUCGGGACGGCCCAGUCUUGCGGGAAACACAGGAUCGGAUGCGCCAAGGUUACGAGCCAAAGCCAAGUCUACUUCCACAUUAAUCGCAACGUUGUCGUCGACCACAUUAUCGGGAGCAGGAGCAGCAACAUCAGCCGCACCACCGACAUCAUCUGGCAACACCGCAGGCAAUCACACAAACAACCCUUUCUUUGUUUCAGACACUGGAAAAUCUACAACCAUCACCACCCUUCCUACCGCGACGACGACGACCACCGCCAGCUCGGCCGCGGACCAAUCUCAAUCUAAUAUUACCUUUGGCAACAACUCCAACGCGACAUUCUACUUUACACCGUCCGUCACUCUUUCGUCCAUCCGCAUGCCUCCACACGACUUGAAUUCAGAGUUGUCGGAUGUGCAAAUGGGCGAGUCUGCUGCGGAGCCACCAACGACAGCAUCUUCAUCGUCCACGACAACGACAAGACUUUCGUCAGGCACACCGUCAACUGUCAAUGGGCAUUUGAGAACUGGUACCUCGCAGACCAAUGGAGUUUCUUCUGUCUCUUCCUCGUCAGCAGCAUCAGGAGCAACGGUGGUUACUGCAAGUUCUGCAGCCUCGUCGUCAUCGGCGGUCAUGUCAGCACCACAACAGGCGUUCACGUCGCGGCGAUCGAAUACCUCGGGCAUCGCCGCGUCCAUGGGCCUCAUCCGAUUCCAACAGCAGCAAUCUGGAGGUUCUCCAGCAGUGACGAAUGGCGCUACGACGGUGACGAUAUCAACACCGGCAAUCGGCACAUCUACAUCACAAGCGACGGCGUCUACAUCCUCUGCUGCUACUGACUCGGCGGCUGGAGGAGCGCUUGAUACCAACAACUUGACCACGACGCCGGUCAAGUUCCAUAUUGGUAGUGGCAGAGGUGGGGGAGGUGGCGGUAGUGGCAAUGGUGAAAGACCUCAUACUUUGGGAUCUGACAGGUUCUCGCGGGAUAGGACGCCACCGCCCAAUAACAUUAAUCGCUAUCAUAAUCAUCAUCACCAAUCCCAACAUCAUCAACAACUCCAGCAGCAGCAGCAGCAGAAACAACAGCAGCAGCAGCAGCAGGGAGGAGGUUUUUACCGGGACGAUGACAAUGACUUGCGGAUGGAGUGGGAUGGCGACAUCCCGAGCCCGUUUAUUAAGAAGACGUAUAACCGGCCAUUGGGCGGUGCCAGUGGUGGUGGUGGUGGUGGUGGUGUAAUAUCGUCUUCAGCUCCACGUAAUCUUUAA
Linnemannia hyalina is the source of this 3063-nucleotide messenger RNA. The record is from the annotation of a GenBank genome assembly. Lineage: Eukaryota; Fungi; Mortierellomycota; Mortierellomycetes; Mortierellales; Mortierellaceae.